AUUAUUUAUUUGAAGGUCGUUUCUAAAUAAACCAUUCAAUGCCUGCAACUGUGACGUACAUCUCCGUAGCCCCGGGCACGGCUAUCCCUGUGCGUGUAUUUGUGAACCGAAAAAAAAUUCUUCUGCUGAGUGAGGUGGCGGUAAACGAGAAAUCUAUCAUCAAGCUUUCGCUGAUCAACCUGAUCCGGCUCAGCAACUUCGAUUUGACUAAUCUUCUUCUCGAUGUUGGCUCACAGUUGAGGCGUGUUCUACUAGAAACACCUCUCGCAGAAUUGUUCCCUCAACGGAGCGUUCUGCGCCUGGUGAAAUCAGUGUCGGAAUUGUCGAACACUUGGACGUGUAAAGUGGUAGUUUCUCUAGGGUACUUGGCAGACUUGCGCUUCAAAUUGGAGCGCCUCCAAGUUCCAGCUGAUAUUCGGUUUCUUGAGGACAAAAAAAUCGAAAUUGACCAUAGAGACACCCGGGGCUCUGCCCUACUAGAGAAGAGCGUCAAGUUUGAUUUCACGAGACGCGAGCCGGCCUCGGAUGACGAGACUUCGCCCCUGGACGAUAAGAAAUCUAUCAGCUAUAAAUUACAGAAGCAGAGGCUUAUAAAUAACAAUGUCGUGGACCCUUUGGACCUCUACGUGCUACACCGUCCCAGAUCAUGAAAUCGUUGUGUGGGGCCGCACAAGCACUUGGAUUUAUCAUGGCAAAACACGAGUCAUUUGCUCGUGACUACAACUUCAUUUCUUUUCAUUUGCAUUCUUAUAUACAACUCAUAUAUAUACAACUCACCCAUAUAAAUUUCAUCAUAUUCUCAUACCACG
Messenger RNA from Metschnikowia bicuspidata var. bicuspidata NRRL YB-4993, 809 nucleotides. RefSeq lists its product as uncharacterized. Gene Ontology annotation, molecular function: flap-structured DNA binding. The record is from RefSeq and is a predicted model, not a curated record. The transcript has a single exon. Gene Ontology annotation, biological process: double-strand break repair via single-strand annealing, removal of nonhomologous ends. The coding region runs from base 39 to 650 and encodes 203 amino acids. Lineage: Eukaryota; Fungi; Ascomycota; Pichiomycetes; Serinales; Metschnikowiaceae.